This is a messenger RNA of Enterobius vermicularis (human pinworm), 1023 nucleotides long. The record is from the annotation of a GenBank genome assembly. Lineage: Eukaryota; Metazoa; Nematoda; Chromadorea; Rhabditida; Oxyuridae.
AUGAGUGAGAUAUUUGAUAUUUUUCGUUCUUAUCAUUUUUAUAUUGUAGCGUGGAAAGAAUUAUCUAACACACAUAACCGUUUGCAUUCGUUAGUGGAGGGUUUAAGUCUGUGCGAAACUUUAAGAUGCGAUGGUUCUGUAGGUUACGGUGGCUCACCAGAUGAAGAUGGUGAAACCCGACUCGAUGCACUUGUUUUCGACGGGCCGCGGCAUCGGAUGGGUGCUGUGGCGAGUUUAGGCGGAAUCAAGGAAGCAGCAAAAGUAGCUUAUGCUGUUAUGAAGUAUACUAAACACUCAAUGCUUGCUGGAGAUGCAGCCACGAAUUUCGCACUGGGUAUGGGUUUUAAAAGGACAUCGUUGUAUUCAAAUGAAUCAAGAGCCGCUCAUCAGAAAUGGCUGACCAAGAACUGUCAACCCAACUUUAGGAAGAAUGUAUUACCUGAUCCUCGACUGCACUGUGGUCCGUAUAAGCCGAUGAAAAGAACAUACCAAGAACACAACAAAAAAACGUCAUUCGAUACGUGGACGGGGGAUGGCCAUGAUACGAUGGGAAUUGUCAUUGUAGAUGACAAUGGCGAUAUAUCUGUCGGCACCACUACAAAUGGAGCAACUCAUAAAAUUCCUGGGUAUAAGCAAUUAUUAUAUGAAGAUGAGAAAAAUAACAUAUGCAGUUGGUUUAGACGAGUUGGUGAUUCACCCAUUCCGGGAGCUGGCGGAUACGUAGAUAACGACUACGGUGGUGCUGUAGCUACAGGUGAUGGUGAUGAGAUGAUGCGUUUUUUGCCCAGGCAAGUCUAUCAAACAGUAGAGAAUAUGCGUCAAGGUUUUUCUCCACAGAAGGCAGCAAAACUGUCAAUUGAUCGGAUACGAAGGUUUCAUCCAAAUUUUUUUGGUGGAAUUGUUGCGGUCAAUAAAACUGGACACUAUGGAGCAGCUUGUAAUGGAAUGAAACAGUUCAGUUAUUCCGUUCAAAAUUCUGCUUUGUCUGUUGCUAAAGUUUUGUGGAUUAAUUGUCCACAGUGA